This is a messenger RNA of Rhea pennata, 3526 nucleotides long. RefSeq names its product calmodulin-binding transcription activator 2-like. Gene Ontology annotation, biological process: regulation of transcription by RNA polymerase II. The record is from RefSeq and is a predicted model, not a curated record. Gene Ontology annotation, cellular component: nucleus. Gene Ontology annotation, molecular function: transcription coregulator activity; double-stranded DNA binding. NCBI's taxonomy places the organism in Eukaryota, Metazoa, Chordata, Aves, Rheiformes, Rheidae.
CAGCCCCCCCCCCGUGGCCCCCGGCCCCCCGGCCGCGCGCUGAGGGCGGCCCCGGCCCGGCCCCACCAUGAGCGGCAAGGAGAGCGCCGAGCCCACGGAGAGGAGCCCCCUGAAGGUUUUCCUGCCGCGGAAGCUGGUGGAGCGUCUGCCCCAGUGCGCCGCGCUGCCCGCGGAGCGCCUGCGCUGGAACACCAACGAGGAAAUCGCCUCCUACCUCAUCACGUUCGAGAAGCACGAGGAGUGGCUGUGCUGCGCGCCCAGGACGAGGCCGCGGAACGGCUCCCUGCUGCUCUACAACCGCCGCAAGGUGAAGUACCGCAAGGACGGCUACUGCUGGAAGAAGCGCCGCGACGGCAAGACCACGCGCGAGGACCACAUGAAGCUCAAGGUGCAGGGCGUGGAGUGCCUCUACGGCUGCUACGUUCACUCCUCCAUCGUCCCCACCUUCCACCGCCGCUGCUACUGGCUGCUGCAGAACCCCGACAUCGUGCUCGUGCACUACCUGAACGUGCCGGCCAUGGAGGAGUGCGGCAAGGGCUGCGGCCCGGCGCUCUGCGCCCUCGCCGCCGACCGCCGCGAGUGGCUCCAGUGGUCGCGCGAGGAGCUCGUCAGCCAGCUGCGGCCCAUGUUCCACGGCAUCAAGUGGACGUGCGGGAACGGCGGCGGCGGCCCCGGCGCCUUCUCCCUGGAGCAGGUGGUGCAGCACGUGCUGGAGAGCCAGCAGGCCCGGCCGGCGCCGCGCACCCACGCCUGCCUCUGCUCCCGCGGCCUCGGCGCCGCCGGGCACAAGUGCAGCAGCACCAAACACCGCAUCAUCUCGCCCAAAAUGGAGCCGGGCGCCCGCGAGGCCGAAGCCGCCGCGGCGGCAGCACCGGCGCCGGAGCCGCCCAAGGCGCCGUCGUCGCCCGACACCACGCAGCCCUCGCCGGGGCUGGCGCUGCCGCCCGACGUCCCCGCCGUCGCCUUCGCCGCGGGGCUGCCCGUGCUGCUCAUGGCCGGGCUGGGCGGCUCGGGCGCCGCCGCCGCCGCGCCGCUGCCGCCGGUGCCGGACAAGCCGCUGGCGCUGACGCCGAGCCAGCACCUGGGGGAGGCGCCGAUGGAGGCGGCGGGCGGCGGGGGCCCGGCGCCGCGGGGGCCGCCUGGAGCCGGCACCGGCGCCGGAGCCGCCAGGCUGCCCUUCGGCCUCUCCCUCGACGGCCUCGUCCCGGAGCUGCCACCGGACGAGGGCGGCUACGAGCGUCCCGGAGCCGCCGGCCCCCCGGAGCCGCCGGCCCCCCGGAGCCCCCGGAGCCCCCGGAGCCCCGGCCCGGCCGCCGCGGAGGCCGCGGAGGCCGCGGAGGCUGCGGAGGCCACGGAGGCCACCGCGCUCGUCUCCAUCACCGACUUCUCCCCGGAGUGGUCGUACCCGGAGGGCGGCGUCAAGGUGCUGAUCACGGGGCCCUGGACCGCCGGCGCCGGCGCCUACAGCUGCCUCUUCGACCGCGUGUCCGUGCCGGCCGCGCUCGUGCAGCCGGGCGUCCUGCGCUGCUACUGCCCCCCGCACGAGGCCGGCCUGGCCGCCCUGCGCGUGGCCGUCGCCGCCCGGCUCCUCUCGGCGCCGGCGCCCUUCGAGUACCGGGCCCGGAGCGUCCCGCCGCUGCCCAGCGCCCGCGCGGACUGGCUCUCCCUGGACGACAGCCAGUUCCGGAUGUCGAUCCUGGAGCGCCUGGAGCAGAUGGAGAAGCGCCUGGCCGAGAUGGCGGCCGGGGCCCCGGCGGCGCGGGGGGGCCCCGGCGACCCCCCCCCCGGGCCAGGUGAGCGCGCCGCCCGGACGCCUGGGCCCCGCGCGCUGCUGGCUCUGUGGCUCCGGCUGGCGCCGACCCUCCAUCCUCCCCGGGCCGGCGGCGGUUUUCCAGGGUUCUUCUGGGCGCCGGGCGACGCCUUCGAGCAGCGCGUGGUGGCUCUGUGCGAGGCGCUGAUGGCCCGCGGCGGGCGGCCCGGCUCCGGCGCCGGCUCCGGGCCCCGCUCCGGCCCCGGCUCCGGCUCCGACCCCGGCUCCGGGCCCCGCUCCGGCCCCGCCUCCGACCCCGGCUCCGGCUCCGACCCCGGCUCCGACCCCGGCUCCGGGCCCCGCUCCGGCCCCGGCUCCGGCUCCGACCCCGGCUCCGGGCCCUGCUCCGACCCCGGCUGCGGCUCCGGCUCCGGCUCUGAUCCCGGCUCCGGCCCCGGCUCCGGCUCCGGCCCCUUCCGCGGGAUGAGCCUGCUGCACCUGGCCGCGGCGCAGGGCUACGCCGGCCUCGUCGACACCCUGCGCCGCUGGAGGACGCUGGCUGCCGGGAGCCUGGACCUGGAGCGCGAGAUCGACCCGCUCAACGUGGACCAUUUCUGCUGCACCCCCCUGAUGUGGGCCUGCGCCCUGGGGCACGCCGAGGCGGCCGAGCGGCUCUGCCGCUGGGAGCGCCGGGCGCUGGCCGUCGCCGACUCGCUGGGCCGCCUGCCGCUGCGCCUGGCCCGCGCCCGCGGCCACCUCGCCCUGGCCGCCCGCCUCGAGGAGCUGCAGCGCGCCAUCCCCGACGUCCCCGACGCCAUCCGCGGCGACCCCCGGUGCCAUCCACGGCGUCACCGAGCUCCCACGGGUGCACCCGGGGCGUCCCCGAUGUCCCCAGCACCAUCCCUGACGUCCCCGGCGCCAUCCACGGCGUCCCCGAGCUCCCACGGGUCCACCCGGGGUGUCCCCGACGUCCCCGGCGCCAUCCGCGGUGUCCCCGGUGCCAUCCACGGCGUCCCCGAGCUCCCAUGGGUCCACCUGGGGCGUCCCCGACGUCCCCAGCGCCAUCCGUGCUGCGGCUCCAGCUCCGGCUGCGGCUCCGGCUGCGGCUCCGGCUGGCGCUCGCGGAGCUCGGCCUGCUCCAGCGCCUCGGUGCCGGCGCCCGACCCUGCCGCCGGCAUCCCGCAGGUGGACGUGGUGACGCUGGCGCGGCAGAUCCUCGAGGCGACGCCGGAGCGGAUCAAGCACGAGGCCUCGGCGCCGGCGCCGGCCCCCGGCACCAGCCCCGGCGCCAGGGGGGCUCAGCGCCGCCAUGGCCUGGCUGGAGACCUACCUGGAGAGCGUCGACCGCCCGCCCGGCGCCCCGCGGCACAGGUGGGCGCGCGGGGACGGCCGGGGCCGCCGGGGUCGGUGCCGUCGGCGUCGGUGUCGGCGUCGGUGUCGGCGUCGGCGCCGUCGGCCGCCGGCUGGGCCGAGUUCCUGCGGGCGGCGGGCGCCGGGGGGGGCCCGGGCGGCGCCGCCCCGCCGACGCUCUCGGCCGAGCAGCGCGAGCUCUACGAGGCGGCGCGCGUCGUCCAGGCCGCCGUCCGCCGGCACAAGGGCCGGCGGCUGAAGGAGCAGCAGGAGGUGGCGGCGGCCGUGAUCCAGCGCUGCUACCGCAAGUACAAGCAGCUCACCUGGAUCGCUCUGAAGGUAACGGGGAUGCCGGGGGGGGGGGGGCGCCCGGACGCCUGGGCCCCUUCCUCAGGGCUACGGGGCUGCCCGGACGCCUGGGCCCCC